Molecule: messenger RNA, 3385 nt
Organism: Porites evermanni
Lineage: Eukaryota; Metazoa; Cnidaria; Anthozoa; Scleractinia; Poritidae
Source: the annotation of a GenBank genome assembly
AUGGAACCAACUGAAGUCAACAGCGGAAUUUCCAAAGGAUGGCAAGCAUUCCAAAUAAUCUUUUGGACAUUGCUGAGUUUGGUGACUUUCAUUGGAAACGGUUUAGUGUUGACCUGUAUUUUGAUCAAGAAGCGGCGCAAUUCGUCCACCUACAAAUUUUACGCCAGCCUUGCACUGGGCGAUCUCAUAGUAGGUUGGUAUGUCUUGUAGCUAGAGAAAACAGAAAAGACUAGGCAGCUUUCUUAGGAGGCUUGAGUAAAAAAUUAAAUACAGGUCACUCUGUAGCAGUAAACAGUAAAUAUUUAAUGAUUAUUGCAAAGAAACCUUAUACUGGCUCAUCAUGUCAAACUUUCAAUCUGCUCCCGCUGCAAACCACAUAGAUGUUUUGUCGAGACAUUUCGUGCGAUCGUAUCCCUGCAUAUAUUAACAUUCAUUCUUAAGGUUAGUUCACUUAUUUCUUGCUCGAAACGUGUUUCGGCGCCAGUCGUUUGAGAGCCAUCGACUUUGCAUAGUCUACACACUGGGGGCGGCUGUUAACAUGCAGGUAACAUGUAAUCAAAUAUACAGGUCGAAGUUUUAACCUGUGUGUUACCAUAUGUUUCACGACCUCGGCUGUUGUUUCUCGAGCGUUUAUAAUAUCAAUAUAAUUUCACGCCUAUUGAACAAUGCAGACAAUAAGAUUGUGCAAUAUUUUUGUUUCCUCAAUUUUAACCGACAAACUCGCUAGAGCAUCGACGGAAAAUCACUCUUUUUAUAAGCGACCACAAUCACCUAUUUUCACCUAGGGCUCUCCGCGUUCCUUUUGUUGUAGCCUGACGGAGCCUGGUCCCUUGCUCCUUUUGAUGUGUGUUUAUAUUGACCUACAGGCGGACUAGUCUUUCUCUGCCUAAUUCAUUUUGAUAUAAAAAAAGAGUCGUUCAUAAGCAUAUUAAAACCCGAGACUUCGAAUGCACAAGAUGCCUAAAUUGUUGCCGGCUAUGUGUGGGUGUAUAAUUAAAAGAACUUUAUUUUAAUUUUUCCUAUCAGCGUACACUAUCAAUACAUGUGGAUCAUGUCCGGAUAACAUGUAUAUUUAUGUACACAGAACCUAAUGAGCCGGAAAAUAACCUCUCGACACGUUGACAACAUGAAGUUCCAAUCUUUUAUUUAGUUCGCGGGCAAAACCCUGUGGUGUGACUCUUCCAACGCCACAAAACCCUCUCAGUCGCCGAUUUUUCGUGCAUUUUUCUGCAUUUACGAAAUUGAAUUUGGGACUUUACUUUACACAACCCUACACCGUAUUCACAAGUGGCGGACAAGCGGGAAAAAACUGGUGCCUAGUCAUGAAAGCGAGGCAUUGGAGGAUAAACAAAAGACUUUCAGUGAACUUGUACUACAUCCGAUUUUUUAGUUUAUUUUUUACUUAUUUUUCCUUUUUGGUGUUUCUAGUCCAGAAGUACUCCUGAAAAAGAGGUUUCUCUGUGUUUUCAACUCGAUUGUAAUUCAUGCACGCUUGGAAACACAGCUGACCCUGUCGACUAAUUAUUAACAACGAAAAUCAGUUCCCUGGUUAGAAAACCGGAGAUUUAAAUUUGACUUGAGUCUUUAUUUGACUCUGAAUAAGAGAGGCCAGUCCUUUCAAUGAAAAGUUAGUUUGUUAAAUUAUAUUUUCAUCCACUGGCUAAAAUAUAUAACAGCAUUGCCUUUUUAUCGCUUCUAGUCAGUUUAUACAUCAUUCAGUAGAUCCUUCAUCAUUAUCAUCAUCAUCAUUAUCAUCGUCGUCGUCAUCAUCAUUAGGGACUUUAAGAUCCAACGACGAGACGGCGACAAAGAACGUCGCUCAAAAGGUGAAUUUGCGAUCUUUCAGUCUUUACAGCGAUUAUUCCUAACCGCGUACUUCGUCAAAUCUAGGCGAACCCUCCUGAAGCUGAAUUUCAAGGGACCAUAUUCAAAAAAAUUUCAUCGUUGCUUGUUUACGUCUUCUAUAAAACGCGAAAUUAGGCAUUUUCACGUUGUAGUCGUGCAAAAACGAGAAAGAAAUGUACAAAAAAGUGUGAUGCACGUGCGAAGUUGUUGCUUUGUUUAUUUUAAUAAACAAAACAACGUUCUCGUUGUCGUCCGCGUCGUUGGAUCUUAAAGUCCCUAUUGUCAUCACCACCGUCAUCUUCACCUCAUCAUCAUCAUCAUCAUCAUCAUCAUCAUCGUCAUCAUCAUCAUCAUCAUCAUCAUCAUCGUUGUCAUGGACCAGCGCACUAUCCUCGUUUUUUCUAGUUCUUCCUUUACUCUCUACUAAUACGCUAAUGAUCGCACAAAAGGAAGAAGCUUGUCUUAUUUUGCGACUUGAAAUCCCAUAAAAAGACUGUUAGUCUUUUCGACUUGGUAACUUCUUAAUCUUUUGAUGUCUUUUUUUCCCCAUACAGGUUUAUUUUGUGCCCCAGUCCUCCUGGUCGCGGCUUGCAGGCAGCAAUGGACUAUGGGAGAGCCAUUAUGUUACGCAUACUCUACAGCAAUAUCAAUAUCUCUUAACGUCUCCAUAAUGACUUUGUUUCUGAUCAGUUUGGAUCGCUUAAACGCCGUCUCAAAGCCUUUUCAUUACCGAGCGAAAGAAACUUUCACCCAGAAGUGGACUAAAUGGUUAAUCCUCUUUGCUUGGGUCCACUCUGUGUUCUGGGCCGCAGCGCCUCUGGUUGGCUGGGGAGAGAUCAUUGAAGACCCCAUCACUAACUCUUGCAAACCUAACUGGGCUGCUAAAGGCCUAACAAACACUUUGUACACCAUGGGCUUAGCAGGUUUCGCAUUCGCUAUCCCGGUAGUAUCUAUGAUAGUGGUAUACGGUAUCAUCUACUAUCGCUCCAAAGUUAGCAGUCGUUUCAUGAAAGAUCGUUCUCAAAACGCGGUUUCUGAUGAUGCAGUGCGUCAAAAACAACAGAGUGCAAUUUUACGGACGGUGUUAGUUGUGGUUGGGAUGUUUGCAGUGUGUUGGUUACCCUACACCAUCGCCACAACGUUUAAACUGUUCUUUCGCAAAGCGCCGCCGUCUUGGUUAGUUCAUUUUGGAUUGAUGAUGGCGUCUGCUAACAGUUUUGUAAAUCCUGUCAUUUAUUCUGCAUUCGAUAAGAGCAUGAGAGACGAGUUCAAGAGAAUUUGCAAACUCUGCAACAGAAAAGGAGAUGAUCUGUACGACGCUAGGAGCCGACGAACAAGCUCAAACUUGGCCACAUAUAACACCACUGUAACAAGAAUAAGCAACGAAGCAGUCAAUAAGAUUCUUAAGGAAGGCAAAUUUACUGAAAGCCCGCCGUUGUCGAGAAAAGAUACAAUGAAUAAUGACAAAAUGGUUACUGAUAUGUACGUGGAUAACAUCGUCCAGAAAAUGGAAAAAUCUGGGAGGGAAACAUGGGUUUGA